AUGAGCCGCGGAGGAUUUUCUUCGUUUGAUUCUUUUUUUAUGGAACCGAUGCCCGAACUCGAACCAAGGGACUCUUCACUUUUCGCGAACAUUUCUAACGUCGAGCAGCGAUAUAUGUUUCAGGACAUUGGUGAGUGAAAAAAAGUGAUAGCUCUUUUGCUAAUCAAUACUGAGCAAACAGCGCCGAUGUUUGGGUUGUGAUUAUUCCUCAUGGCACAGAUUCUGAGAUAAGUUAACUUUGUUUGAUUUCAAAGAUGAAUUAAAACGAAGAAGAAGAAAAAAAAGAAUUGGAGAAUUAUGAAUCUUAAAAGUAGAAACAUGCGUAUCCGCUGAAUUUCAAUUCCUGUCUGAUCAGACUUUCUUCGAAAGGAGCAACAAAGACAGUGGUUCAUUUCGAUUUUAACCCAGGAAAUUCCAAAAACAACAUUUAAUGCAUAGCCUUCUUCUCCUUUCCUUUUUUUGUAUAGGACACACAGGAAACUUAAUUUUUUGCCGUGAUACUGGAUCUUCAUAAACUGAUCAGCUCUUUAGCCUUUAGUUAGUCGUACAGCAGAACUGAGGAUACUUCAAGAUCUCGGCGCGUUAAAAAAUGAUCGCACUUUAAUUUUGCUGCUUUUGCAAAAGGCAACUUAAUUUCGUUUGAGUUUACUGAGGAAAUCUAUCACGAGGAUCAAAGAUAUUUUUCUAUGAGCUUUACUCUGAAUUUGGGUUUACAGAGUAAGUUAACAAGCGCGCUUUGCUUUUGAAAUGUUACCAAAAAUUGUUACAAAGUUGAAUGUUAAGUCGUGCUGAUAGAUUAACAAAGGUGGUCUUCAAAUCUCGAAUCCAUCUUGGAGAAUUGCACAAGCUAAGCAAAAUACUCCAAACCUAAGGUUAAAAUUUUCACCGUUUAAUUCUUAAUUUUUUUUUGCCAUUCAUUACAUGUCAUCAAUUUUUUUCAGUUUUUCAUAGUGUCGUGUAUUUACGAACAAAACAAGGUCGCAAAAAUUUACUCAGGAGCGCAUCAAACAUUUUCGUGACUUUGAUCUUGGUCAAAAUGGCUUCCUUACGACGUAACAAUGUUUCCCAGCCAAUGAGUUUCAUUUCCGACGAAACAAAUAUCUUCGUGUCGACAAUGUUGAUUAUUGACGAAAUUUUUCAAACAAAAAAUAUUUUGAACGCAGUUAAUUCGUUUUGUUGAUUUGAUAAAGACUAUUCCGGAAUAAUCCCAGAAUCCCAGAAUGUAUUCCUAUCGUACCCAGGCUUCGUUAUUCGUGUGGCAGGUCACGUGAUCUGAAUGAUCCCCAGCAGAUUGUCGAUUGUGUCGGAUACCAAACUGCAUGUUCGGGCGAAGUUCGGGUGAAGUUCGGGCAGGUUGAAACACCCCACAGGGGACAGGGCAAGAGUACAUCGUCAUCCCGCGAAGUCCAUGGCCCCAUCUCUCAUACAAGGCCUUUGUCACAGCCUGCUAGCCUUUUAUGUUUUACAUUUUUGUUCGCGUCAAAACAUACUCAGCUAAUCAACAAAUCAAAGCAGAGAAGGAUUUCCAGUUUUUGAACCUCGUUCUCAGGGUUCUUCCUUUGUAAGGGGAAAAUCGUUAGGAACGAGGUUAAGCAGGUCUUGUGGGAAAAGAAAUAAAAAAAUAGACUCAAAAUUCUUUAUUGCAUGCCGUGGUGCUUAUUUGUUUUAGCCUGUGAGAAAUUUCCCUGUUUAGGGCAUAUCAUAACAACAAGUCACGUUCGAGCGAAACGCGGGACUGGAGGGAGACAAGCGGAGAAAGCCCCCACAGCGCGUUCUUGCAGAGCUGGCUUCAAUCGCUAACUAUGGGCGUUUCAAUUCAACAAAAAUUCCAGUUUUAAUUUCCAAAGUUCCACGCGCCCAAUGGAACAGUAUAUUCCGGUUGCACAUACCCGACGCAAGCCACCGCGCGUUUGGUUAUUGUUCCCGUAAGCAGGAUGCAAGAGUGGUACUAGGGAUAGACCAGACCAGUCAAAGUGGACCAUCUUCAAUGGUGGUCCCAAAUAUUCCGGUCGGACCGAACCGAAAUAGCCCCGUUUGAUUUGAUUUCUAACCAAAAUUUCCGGAAUUUUGGGCUGAAUGGAAAGCGCCCUAUAUCUGUCGCUGAAGAAGGCUCCAAGGGUAUGCAAGUGAAUCUGGGAUUAAAAUGCUCACAGAAACGGGGGAAUACUAUAAGAAAGAAACGAAAAAUAAUAUAUUUCUCUUGCAUUGGUUAUAUGUACUUUAGAUGGUUUUGGACUGAACAAGGCAAAAGCUACAGUGGAUCAAGAACUUUUCGUGACCGGAAAAGUCCAAGCUCAGAACAGAAAUCCGCGUACAGCUUUUUCUUCGUUACAGAAACGUGUGCUGGAGGAGGAAUUCCAACGUUGUUCGUAUCCAUCAUCGCGAGAGCGGGCCAUACUGGCGUAUGUCCUGGAACUAAGGCCUGAAGUUGUGCAGGUAAUCUUUCAGAAUCAGUGUCGAGCGAUUGUCUGGAAUGAUAUGCCUUCAUUCGACCUUAAUUUAAAUAAUCCUGGUAACUCGAACUCUGAAGGGAAACGAAAAACAGUUCGAGUUAACGGGGUCGAUUGCAAAAUUCAAUUUGCCAUACUAAAAAUUGAUAGUUACUGAUUUUUCAGCACUUCAGUGUAUUUUUUAGUGCAGUGCAAUUUUAAACUCAUUUCAUCAGAAACGGUAAUGUGAUUUGGCAUUUGUAUGAUAGGCGUUAUCUGUUCGCUGUACCAAUUAAAAUCAAAUUGAUGUAGUGUUGACCAGUGCCGUUGUUUCCUUAGAAAAGGAACUUACUAAAAGAAAGGCUAAUGGAAUUGAAACCGAGUGGAUAUAUGGGUAAAUUUCAGUGAAAUUUUGAUCAAGGGAAGUGAAAUUUACUUCAGUUUUUUGUGCUCUUUUUGACUAAGUGGGUCUCGUGUUGUUUAUCCCAUACUAAACCGACUCUUACCCAGCCCCUUUCCGUUUGUAACUAGGCAAUUGAACUACUUUUACUUUACGUUUCUUUCUUUAGAACUGGUUUAAGAGAAAAAGGUACAGACGGCGAAGAGAAUCACCUUCCGUAGAGCAUCAUGCCCAGUCUUCAAACUCUGUUACUCCGGAGCAGUCAGUACCAACCACAGAGAAUAUUAUCUGCCGUAACACCGUUAUUCAUUACACGACUGGAGGCGCUGUUAUACAAAUAAAUUGA
Porites lobata is the source of this 3175-nucleotide messenger RNA. The record is from the annotation of a GenBank genome assembly. NCBI's taxonomy places the organism in Eukaryota, Metazoa, Cnidaria, Anthozoa, Scleractinia, Poritidae.